UCGACUGCCGAUCUGCGAGAACCCGGAGCAGGGCAGAGGCUGCAGGCGGCGGUGCAGUCCCUGUAAGCGGUAUGAGUUUGGCUGGGGGCCGAGCCCCACGGAAAACCGCUGGGAACCGGCUUUCUGGGCUCCUGGAAGCAGAGGAGGAAGAUGAGUUCUACCAGACAACUUACGGGGGUUUCACCGAGGAAUCUGGAGACGAUGAGUAUCAAGGAGACCAGUCUGAUACAGAGGAUGAGGUCGACUCUGACUUCGAUAUUGAUGAGGGAGACGAACCAUCCAGUGAUGGGGAAGCAGAAGAGCCCAGAAGGAAGCGCAGAAUCGUAACCAAAGCCUAUAAGGAGCCUCUGAAGAGCUUGAGACCUCGCAAGGUCAGCACUCCAGCAAGCAGCUCCCAGAAGGCCAGAGAGGAGAAGACACUGCUGCCACUGGAGCUACAAGACGAUGGCUCUGACAGCCGAAAGUCCAUGCGUCAGUCAACAGCUGAGCACACACGACAAACGUUCCUUCGGGUUCAGGAGAGGCAAGGACAGUCCCGGAGGCGGAAGGGUCCGCACUGUGAGCGACCACUAACCCAGGAAGAGCUGCUCAGGGAGGCCAAGAUCACUGAAGAGCUCAACUUACGCUCACUCGAGACCUACGAGAGGCUGGAGGCUGACAAAAAGAAGCAGGUUCACAAGAAGCGCAGGUGCCCCGGGCCAACAAUCACCUACCACUCAGUGACCGUGCCGCUUGUUGGGGAGCCUGGUCCCAAGGAGGAGAACGUGGACGUGGAAGGCCUUGAUCCUGCUCCUGCAGCCUCUGCACUGCCUCCACAUGCCGGGGCUGGAGCUGCCGCCCCUCCUGCUCACUGCUCACGCACCUUCAUCACAUUCAGUGAUGACGCAACCUUUGAAGAGUGGUUCCCCCAGGGGCGGCCCCCGAAGGUCCCUGUUCGGGAGGUGUGCCCAGUGACCCACCGUCCUGCUCUGUACCGGGACCCUGUUACAGACAUACCCUAUGCCACGGCUAGAGCCUUCAAGAUCAUCCGUGAGGCGUACAAGAAGUACAUCACUGCCCACGGCCUCCCACCCACGGCCUCAGCGUUGGGCCCCGGGCCCCCACCCCCUGAGCCACUCCCUGGCUCUGGGCCCCGAGCCUUGCGUCAGAAGAUUGUCAUCAAAUAGAGCCGCCUGACCCCUAGACCUCUCCAGACCUGGCCUCCACUCCGCCCCCUCCCCUCUCUGUCCUUGCUGACCUUCGCUGUUGUGUCAUUGUGUCCCUAGGCUCCUCCCUAGGUCCUCUGCUGUGUGUUUUUGUAAUCCAUUAAAAUGGUAAAGUCC
Molecule: messenger RNA, 1322 nt
Organism: Apodemus sylvaticus (European woodmouse)
Lineage: Eukaryota; Metazoa; Chordata; Mammalia; Rodentia; Muridae
Gene: Vps72
Product: vacuolar protein sorting 72 homolog
Exons: 6
Coding region: 72-1166 (364 amino acids)
Biological process (GO): chromatin remodeling; regulation of DNA-templated transcription
Cellular component (GO): nucleus
Molecular function (GO): ATP-dependent H2AZ histone chaperone activity
Source: RefSeq, a predicted model, not a curated record